This is a messenger RNA of Drosophila willistoni, 920 nucleotides long. Its product is annotated as band 7 protein AGAP004871. The record is from RefSeq and is a predicted model, not a curated record. Gene Ontology annotation, cellular component: plasma membrane. Lineage: Eukaryota; Metazoa; Arthropoda; Insecta; Diptera; Drosophilidae. The transcript has 3 exons. Bases 20 to 910 code for a protein of 296 amino acids.
GUUAAAUUGUUUGUUUGCAAUGAAUUCCAAAGAAGAUCCAAAUACUCGGCAGGCCUCAUAUUCGGGUGACUCCUACAUAGAACGCUUUCCGGAACAACAGAAGAUUACCAAGCGCAAUGUCAUUACAUCUGAAAAUGAACCGAGUUCCUUUAUUGAGAAGGUUUUGUGGCUUCUGUCGGUUGUUUUAAUGGUCAUCACAUUUCCCAUCUCCAUAUUCCUAUGUUUGGUCAUAUUGCAAGAGUAUCAGCGUGCGGUUAUUUUACGAUUGGGACGUCUACGUCCGGGCAAAGCACGUGGUCCGGGAAUGAUUUUUAUCUUACCGUGCAUUGAUACGUACACAAAAGUGGAUUUACGUACCGCUUCAUUUGAUGUUCCACCACAGGAAAUACUUACCAAAGAUUCAGUGACCAUCAGUGUGGAUGCGGUGGUCUAUUAUAGAAUUAGCCAACCACUGGAUGCAGUCCUACAAGUGGUGGAUCCACGUGACGCCACCCAAAUGCUGGCGAUGACAACAUUGAGAAAUGUAUCUGGCACUCAUAUGUUGAUGGAAUUGCUCACAACCAAAGAGAUGUUGUCCAAACAAAUUGAAUGGGUACUUGACAGUGCCACCGAACCGUGGGGUGUUCGCGUGGAACGUGUAGAGAUCAAGGAGAUAUAUAUGCCAGACCAACUGCAGCGGGCAAUGGCCGUAGAGCAGGAGGCGGCACGCGAAGCAAAAGCCAAGGUGGCAGCGGCUCAGGGUGAACGUGAUGCAGUCAAGGCUCUCAAAGAGGCAGCCGAUAUUAUGGAGUCCAAUCCAAUUGCCUUGCAGCUACGUUACCUUCAGACUCUCAAUACAAUAGCCAAUACAAAUACCAAAGCCUAUGUCUUUCCAUUUCCAGUAGACAUAAUAAAAAAAGUGUUUAAGUAAUAUUCCGAAA